Rhagoletis pomonella (apple maggot) is the source of this 811-nucleotide messenger RNA. RefSeq lists its product as uncharacterized. The transcript has 3 exons. The record is from RefSeq and is a predicted model, not a curated record. Bases 1 to 723 code for a protein of 240 amino acids. NCBI's taxonomy places the organism in Eukaryota, Metazoa, Arthropoda, Insecta, Diptera, Tephritidae.
AUGUCAAAAUUCUGCGGUGUAAUUUCUAAGCGUCUAAAUUCCGAAGCGUUGGAGCCCAUGCGUUUCAGUCAUCUAGAAAUGCUCAUUCACUGGCUCGCCAGUGAGUCUGAAUCGCUGGAAUCAGAUUUUCUAACAAAAAGUGAAGCGGUACAAGAACAGCAGCUGCAAGUGAUACAGAAUGAAACUAAAGCAAUAACACGCACACACUCCUCCACUCUUCUGCAGCUCAAUGGCAUUCAUGAAAUAAUGCAGACGCUUAAACAAAAAGUAGCCGCCACGGAGCAGGAGCUGCAAGUGAACGGCGCGAGUAUAAAAAUGCUUGAGAGCAAUAUCAAAGCCCUGGAGGAUUAUGCAAAGCGACCAUUGACACCAGCUGGCAUCACCUGCGGUUGUCCACUCGUUUGUCAGCAGCAUCAACAACACAAUAUGUUGAAUCUGUUGCAGGACACCGAUCGCACCAUCAACCAAAUGAAUACGGUAAUGAAUGAGAUACAUGAGCUGGAGCCAUAUAUGGAGCAAAUGAGUAAUCCGUAUCAUACAAUAAGCAGCAUUCUGGAUUGUCAUGUUUCGACUUUGAAACAGACUGAAAAGAAUCUGGAUCGUUUAGUCGAUAAGUUGAAUGCGGUCGAUGAGAUGUUUCAGUUGGCGAUGCGUGAGUGGAGAAAUAUUUUCCAAAAUUGUGAUAUUAAUAAAGACGCAUCUUAUUUAUACAAACUAUUUUAGUAAGAAUUUUAAUAUUGUAUCGCAACUGGUCUAGCACAAUUAAUUCUAAUAUCGUUUUAAAUGCUCACUAGAUGUAUUACAAAUGUAU